Penicillium cinerascens is the source of this 252-nucleotide messenger RNA. RefSeq lists its product as uncharacterized. NCBI's taxonomy places the organism in Eukaryota, Fungi, Ascomycota, Eurotiomycetes, Eurotiales, Aspergillaceae. The transcript has 2 exons. Bases 1 to 252 code for a protein of 83 amino acids. The record is from RefSeq and is a predicted model, not a curated record.
AUGGACGGUAUCCGGCUCGUUGGGCAACAUCACGGACCACGCAUGGGCUUUACCGCUGCGUCGCUGGGCAGCAACCGCCGUAUUGGGCCAAAACGGAGCCAGGCAGACGAGCUUUGCAGACCGCAACUUGCAUCCUCCGCCAGUCCUAUGAGUGCCGAGAUUGCUGAAUACCGUAAAAUCUUUGCCUUUGUGGGGUACUUGACCACGAAUCUCGCCUGUCUGUGCCAGUAUCUACUCGAUGAGAAGGAAUGA